Molecule: messenger RNA, 387 nt
Organism: Chondrus crispus (carragheen)
Lineage: Eukaryota; Rhodophyta; Florideophyceae; Gigartinales; Gigartinaceae
Exons: 1
Coding region: 1-387 (128 amino acids)
Source: RefSeq, a predicted model, not a curated record
AUGGUGAGGUUGCCUGUUCCUGGCCCAACUUCCAAGACUGUGUCAGUCCGCUUGACACCCGCCUUGGCGACAAUUGCGUUGACCACCAUAGGGUUACGCAGAAUAUGCUGGCCAUGGACCUUCUUGAAGUCGAUGCCUCGAUGUCCAAGGACAGAUUUUGAGCUGUUCUCUUUUCGGCGUCGCUUGACUAUUCUUCCCAUUAUUGCUUCUCGGACGACUCGCCUGCCGGAUUCCUACACGGGAUUACGCCUCUCACAGGCUCUCUCUUUGGCUGCAACUGCAGGCAAAGUAGGAAACAGAAACAACCGUUGUCGAAGCUACGCCCUUGUAUUGCACGCCACCGCCGUCGGGGCUUCAGAGGUUUGGUGCCGAAGUGGUGCUGUUUAG